UAGGAGUGUUGUGCUUAAAAUCUCAAUUAUGGCUGCCGUUAUGUUCCUCGCAGUUCAAACAGCGAGUGGCAUCAUGUGUUUCCAGUGCAAUUCAGCAAGGGACCCGGGAUGUGAGGAUAUUUCAGGAAACAACACAAGUAGCUCCUACUACAAGCCAUGUGUACAAACCAUAGGACAGACUAAACCAUUCUUCUGCAGGACUAUCAAACAGACUAUAAAAGUCGGCGGUAACCUUGUGCGGGUAGUACGAUCCUGCGGGUGGGAGAAGCACUCCAGAAGACAGUGCUACGAUUAUGAGGACGAGAACCACCGAGAAUGGGUGUGCCAGUGUUUCGAGGAUGGCUGCAACUCCAAAGCUCCUCAUGUGAUGGAGACGUCAAUCACUGCCUACGUCACGUGUCUCCUGUUGUUAGCUUUUCUUCACAUGAGCUAGUCUUCUUCGUUUCUUUCUCCACUCUUGCCUAAACAAUUUCCCGACAACCGUUGACAGUUUCCAUGUUUCGUUCCUUCUUCACCAUCACAUACUCCCCCAUACAAGCGCUCUCAAUUGUGCCAUGUACAAUACUGUGACGGGUUGCUGAAAACAUUAAGACAUGGAACCAGAAAAUCGCUUGUAACGCGGUGAACAACAGAACUUAGGUAACUUAGUAGCGAAGGUCUCAAUAAUCACGACAGAAAGGAAUUAUUGUAGACGUCUCGUAGGCAACUGAUACAGAAAUGUGCAGUUACAUCGGAGGCGCAAGAAGAGAACCUUCAAGGUUGUGCUCUCCAUACGGUUCCACCAUAACCUGCCUCAGGAAGAGAACUGGCCAGAAAACGACAGAGUGCAACAGAAGGAUAAAGGAGAGAAGACUAGAGGUUACUGCAG
Molecule: messenger RNA, 868 nt
Organism: Cryptotermes secundus
Lineage: Eukaryota; Metazoa; Arthropoda; Insecta; Blattodea; Kalotermitidae
Exons: 3
Coding region: 29-433 (134 amino acids)
Biological process (GO): regulation of synaptic transmission, cholinergic; positive regulation of voltage-gated potassium channel activity; sleep
Source: RefSeq, a predicted model, not a curated record